GCCACUCCUUCCUUCUUCUCCUUACCACUUGCACCACUCCAAACACUUAAAGGAGUCUGGCAACUUGAAGACCAAAUAUUUCUUCUUAAUUACCAGAGAACUAGCUAGCUAGAUCUCCGGCUGGGUUGCAGUGGACGGCGACAGUGCAUGGCGAUUGCUGCCGCCAUGAGGAAUGAUGAAGGCAAAGAUGUGGACGGCCAUGAACAUGACCUUGUGAUGCCCGGAUUCCGCUUCCACCCAACAGAGGAAGAGCUCAUCGAAUUCUACCUCCGACGCAAAGUAGAAGGCAAGCGUUUCAACGUCGAGCUCAUCACUUUUCUAGAUCUCUACAGAUAUGAUCCAUGGGAACUUCCAGCGUUGGCAGCAAUUGGUGAGAAGGAGUGGUUUUUCUAUGUUCCAAGAGAUAGGAAAUACAGGAAUGGUGAUAGGCCAAAUCGAGUAACAACUUCUGGGUACUGGAAAGCUACAGGAGCUGAUAGGAUGAUAAGGAACGAGAACUUCAGAUCUAUUGGGCUUAAGAAGACGCUGGUUUUUUACACGGGGAAAGCUCCUAAAGGAAUAAGAACAAGCUGGAUUAUGAAUGAGUACAGGUUGCCGCAGAGCGAAACUGAUAGAUUUAAAAAGGCUGAGAUCUCCUUAUGUCGUGUGUACAAAAGGGCUGGAGUAGACGAGAAUCGACGACUCCCUCCAUGCAAGACAUCUUCGCUAAAGCACUCAACUCAACAACCAUCAUCAAGCUUCACAAUACUUGAAGAAGAUGACGAAAUCCAAAAGUUUGAUAAAGGCCAUAUCUUCGUUAGCAACAACAUCAAGCUUCAUGAACUCUAUCCUAUCACAAGUAGCCUCCUAGAAGAAGAUCAUCCUUCUCUACUCCACUCAAAUAACGCAGAUAAUUCUUCCAAGUCCUCCAACUCUAUUGUUUCUUGUCAUCCUAUGGCAAUGGGGACUGAGGAAGUUGAUGAACUCCAAAGAUUAGUAGGCUAUAAUAACCAUAGUUUUAUGCCGCAAAACAAUGAAAUACAGAACCUGCAAUCAUCACAGUACCAGCUUCUUCAUCCUAGCCUCAACUCAGUGCAUGUCUCGUUAUCUACUAUUUCCGAGAAGCUAUGGGAAUGGAAUGCUCAAACUGCUCCUGCUGCUGCUAAAGAUCAUUACAUUAAUAACAUCAAGUGACUGACUUGAUAUAUCAAUGCUACAAGCCUCAAUAUACACUAUGAUACAUUACCUGUUAUAAUGUUGUUGGGUGCGCAAACUUAACGUUAAUAAGAGCUAGAUUUGUAGUUGAAUAGGUAAGUUGAUGUGCAUAUAUAAAUAGGUACUAGCUAUUUAAAUAUUAAAACAUUUGGUUUUUAUA
This is a messenger RNA of Dendrobium catenatum, 1354 nucleotides long. RefSeq names its product NAC domain-containing protein 35. Gene Ontology annotation, molecular function: DNA binding. Gene Ontology annotation, biological process: regulation of DNA-templated transcription. The coding region runs from base 148 to 1173 and encodes 341 amino acids. The transcript has 3 exons. NCBI's taxonomy places the organism in Eukaryota, Viridiplantae, Streptophyta, Magnoliopsida, Asparagales, Orchidaceae. The record is from RefSeq and is a predicted model, not a curated record.